Messenger RNA from Lotus japonicus, 5227 nucleotides. RefSeq names its product outer mitochondrial transmembrane helix translocase-like. The coding region runs from base 3412 to 4953 and encodes 513 amino acids. Gene Ontology annotation, cellular component: mitochondrial outer membrane. Gene Ontology annotation, molecular function: ATP binding; ATP hydrolysis activity. NCBI's taxonomy places the organism in Eukaryota, Viridiplantae, Streptophyta, Magnoliopsida, Fabales, Fabaceae. The record is from RefSeq and is a predicted model, not a curated record. The transcript is spliced from 25 exons.
UGAAAAAGGGGUGAGAAAUUGAACUCCCAUGGAGGAGGGAGAUGGGGGCAACAGUUCCAGCAGUGGAAACUGCCUUCUCCUUCAAUUCAUCCAACAACGAAGGCGGCACAAACCCUCUGCGCUUUCCACGGCCUCUGAAACCUUGUUACAAAUUAAUCCACCUUUAACCCCUUCAACCAGAGUAAUUGAAUGUGUUAAUUAUAUUGUCAUUUUAUCAUCAGGCACUGAGCUCUAUCAGGAGAGAUUAGUUAAAGCACUUGCACAAGGUUUACAAGUUCCUGUGUUGGUAUUUAAUAGCACCAUCCUUGCUCCUUAUCAGGAUCUUGAUGAUGACUCUGGGAAGGAAGGUUCUCUGGAGUCAGAGAAUAAGGAUCAUGGUGAUUCUAGUAAAAAAGAAGAGUGCACUAGCAGUUCCGGUUCAGAGUCGGAUGCUAGUGAUGAUGAUUAUAGUGGUGAAGAAGAGUGUACUACCAGUACCGAUGCAGAGUCAGAUGCUAGUGAUAAUGAAGAUACACAGGAAUCUGCUGAUGCAGCCCAGGAACAUGUCCCACAUAAUGUUGGAGAAUUGCCCAAGCAUUGGGUGACCCAAAGAGAGGGAAGCAGUGUUUUCUUCCACGUUUUCUCUGCCUCUGCCUCUGAUUGAUCUUGUCGAAGAAGGAGGUGUUAAAGGAGAACAGUGUUUUUGUCCGAAAUUGUCGUCAUCGUUGCAGGGUUCCCUCACUGUAGAUAGGGUUAGGUUAGGAUUAGGUGGAGAAGAGAAGAGGAUUGCAGUUCAGAGCAAGGAGAAGGUGAAGAGAAGAUGACCGAAAAUCAUCAUCACCCUAGACAGGGUUUAGGUUAGAUUCAGAAGGAGAAGAGAAGAUGGUGGAAGUAGAAGGACGAAAUUUCACUGUUUACGAAUGGGGAUGAUCAUAUGGUGACGAAGAAGGACCAGAUUCAGAAGCCAAGAUGAUGAUAGAUCACGUCAGUUCAGUACAAGUGCAGCAGUUGCCAGUUUUGGUGAGCACAAUGCGGCCUGUCUUCCUAUAUCCGGGGAAGACACUUUCCUUCUUGCUGCUCCAUGUUUUUCUGCUGCUGGUACUUUGUGAGAGAUUUUUUACUAGGAAGUCAGCUGUGCACGAGUUUCACUGCUCUGUUGUAUGGGAAGUUUAAAUGAAUUGCCGAAUUAGUUUUCGUUCCAGUCCAAGCUUUUUGAUUUAGGGUGCCAUCGGCUCUCCUUUAGUGACAAGCUUUUGAUUAAUGAUAUAAUUGAGACCAUGUCAUGUGAAAUGUGAUAUUUCUCUUUCGUCAAAUGCACCUGCUGCCAAGCUAACACUGAGCAGUUUGAUUCUUCGGAGAAAUCAUAAGCUAGAGUCAAAUUGAACAGUGCUUUUGCUUUCAAUAGAGUGGAAAGAAAUGGGAUCCAAGAAGGUGGAAGGAAGUCCUCCACAAGCUAUGGAAUUGAAGAAAUGGGUGUAUUGAUUCAGUACAAGCUGAUGCUCAUGAGAGUUCAAAUUAUCUCACUGUUUAUAAGUAAUUUACGAGAGACCAAACAAGGCCCUCGUGAGGAUGCUAUUACUUCAAGCUCCAAAUAGCCGUGUAUUAAGAUUAAUGUUGUUGAGGAGGGUACUAUUGAGGAAGAUCUUUGUUCAAGUGGAUGCACUACACCAAAGGCUAAAGAGUUCAGAAUUCCGAAGGUAUUUGUGCAAUAAAUGGAGAAGCAAAUUAUGUAAGGUUACAAAUUUAAAAAAAUGCAGUUAGGCUUCGCGUCAGCGUCGUUGUUGCUGCUAAUUGCCGAACAUGGAUAAGAGACGUUCAACUCUAUCUCUUUGUAUAUCUUCUAUCAUGUUACAAGUAGGUAUUUGACAGAUUUUAUUUUCUAAUCUCUUCUUCUUGGUGCAUCCAGGUAAGAUAUUUACUUAUUUGACUUAUCAGUACAUAUAAUAUACUAAUCAGUAGUACAAAAGUAACAGUAAUCAUGAUUUUCAUGUACCCACCCCAACUGCUCUCAAAGGUAUCAUACUUGGAAGUAGAUUAAAAUAAUUUUUUAACUUGAUUAUCAUUUGUUUACAUGAUUAGCGUGGGGCAAUUUUCUUGUGUAAGUAGGUCAAUUGCUUGAGUCAGUUUGUACAAUAAGGAAAUUAGUACUUUUUGUGUUUUUUUUAUGCGUAUUUGACACUUAAGUUUCUUUCUGAAUAUAUGUAUAUUGUUGACCAAAGUAGGUCAAACACUGAGAUUUUCAUCAUUUUCACUCUGAAGCUUCAUAUAUUUACUAUGGAAACUUUAACAUUGUAAUUGUGUUCAAGUUAUUUUGACAGAUAAAUGACAAUACAACUUUUGUUAUACAUAUUAAUGUUUAUAAUUAGUCGUUGAUGUCUAUGUUUCGGUUAAGCCAUAUUUUGUGUUGUGAUUAGUAAAAGUUACAAUAAUUGGUAUGUGAUUUAAAUAGAUAGAGUUAAAUAAAUUGAUAAAUAAAUAUGAUAAAUUAAGGAACUACUCGUCCGUGCAUUGCACGGAGCCGGGUUAAAUUCCUAGUGAUAUAUAUAUUUUUUAAAUUUCUUUGCUGUGGUAAAAUGAAGUACUUGGUAACUAGAGCAUAGAGUUUAACUUAAGAUAAUGGAUGUUUAAAAAUGACAUUCUGAUGCUAGUGUUAAUGCCGCCAAUCUAUUUGCGUGCUAGGUGCUUUCAAAAGUCACCCAAUGUUUACUUUUACUGUGUCUACACAGCAAUUCUAUUUUUGCAUUGUUCUGUUACCCGCAAAGGUUAUUGAGUUUCCUUUCUAAAUGAACAUGAUCACAAUUUAUACAACAACAACAACCAUGCCUUUUCCCAUUACAUAAAUCAGCCUAUUUGGUACUGCACUGUCAUAUAUUAAGUAUUUAAGUUUAUCUAUAGGUUAUUUACCUCUAAAUCUCUCAAUGAUCUGGCCUAUGAUUUUCCAAGGUAGAGGGAUGCAGUCUACCCUAAUUAUUGGACUUUCAUUGAAAAUCAUUUUGCAUAAUUCUCAAGUGUACAUGAGAUGAGUAUAAAAACUUUGAACUCAUUUGGCUGCAAUAUAUGGUUUGAUAUCUCACUCUCUACCCUCAACUCUUACGGCAGAUAACGUCUGCAACAGAUGGUUUGAUUUCUGAGCCUUCCAAGUCUAAUGAUGACAAGUCUGAUGAUAAAAUUGGAUGUCAACUAAGAAAAGGCGACCGUGUGAAGUACACAGGGCCAACUAUUCCAGCUACAGCUGAUGAUAGCAGGCCUUUAGCUAAUGGUAAGAGAGGAGAAGUAUAUGAGGUUAAUGGAGAUCGAGUCUCUGUCAUUUUCGAUAUUAAUGAGGUUGAGGUGGAAAGUGUUAAUGUUAAUAGAAAGCCACCAAUUUAUUGGAUUAAUGUUAACAACAUUGAGCAUGAUCUUGAUGCUCAAUCACAAGAUUGCUACAUAGCAAUGGAGGCUUUAUGUGAGGUUUUGCAUUCCAAACAACCUCUUAUUGUCUAUUUUCCAGACAGUUUACAUAAAUCAGUUCCUGAGUCAAUGCGAAGUGAGUUUAUUCACAAGGUGCAAAAGAUGUUUGACCAGUUAUCUGGCCCCGUAGUUUUGAUUUGCGGGCAAUUUGAUGCUCAGUCGAAUGGACAAUUCCUUUUUUCUACAAAUGAAGGGCAAAAGACAUCAAAAGAUGGUGAAACUAACAAGGCCUUUAAUGUGUUGUCUAUACAGACACCUAAGGAUGAGAAUCUACUGGCAGCAUUCAAAAAACAACUUGAGGAAGACAGGAAAAGUGUGAUUUCACGUAGUAAUUUGAAUCAACUACGGAAAGUUCUCAACGAAAAUCAGCUGUCAUGCGCAGACCUCUUGCAUGUAGAUAUUCAUGGUGUCAAUUUGACUAAUAAGCAAGAAGCUGAAAAAGUAGUGGACUGGGCAAAAAAUCAUUACUUGUCCUCAUGCCUGCUUCCUUGUGUUAAAGAAAAUAGAUUGUGUCUUCCUCAGGAAAGUCUUGAAAUCGCAAUCUCAAGGUUGAAGGGCGUGGAAACAAUGUCAAGGAAACCUUCUGAGAGCCUCAAGUACCUUCCAGAGAAUAAGCAUGAGAGUAAAAUCAUUUCAGCUGUAGUACCUCCGGGUGAAAUUGGGGUGAAGUUUGAUGACAUAGGUGCUCUUGAACAUGUGAAGAAGGCACUUGAUGAACUUAUUAUUCUUCCAAUGAGAAGGCCUGAACUUUUCACUCAUGGAAACCUGUUGCGGCCCUGCAAAGGAUUAUUACUGUUUGGUCCUCCUGGAACUGGGAAAACCCUUACGGCCAAGGCACUUGCUAGUGAAGCUGGUGCAAAUUUUAUCAACGUAACUAAUUCGACCCUUACAUCAAAGUGGUAUGGAGAAGAGGAAAAAUUAACCAAAGCACUUUUCUCAUUAGCCAGCAAGCUUGCUCCUGUCAUUAUAUUUGUUGAUGAAAUUGACAGUUUGCUUGGUGCUCGAGGUCGUGCUUCUGAGCAUGAGGCCACUAGAAAAUUGAGGAACGAGUUCAUGGCUGAGUGGGAUGGACUAAGGUCAAAAGAAAACCAAAGAAUACUCAUCAUUGGUGCAACAAACCGGCCAUUUGACCUUGAUGAUGCUGUUAUUCGCCGCUUACCAAGAAGGAUAUAUGUGGAUUUACCAGACGCAGAAAAUCGAAUGAAGAUUUUAAGAAUAAUUCUUAAACAUGAAAAUUUGGAUCCUGAUUUUCAGUUUGACAAACUUGCUAACUUGACUGAUGGAUACUCUGGCAGUGAUUUGAAGAACCUCUGUGUUGCUGCAGCAUAUAGACCUGUUCAAGAGCUCUUAGAGGAAGAAAAGAUGGGAGGCAAUAAAGGUACAACUUCUGCAUUAAGGCCUCUUACUUUGGAUGAUUUAAUUCAAUCGAAAUCCAAGGUGCGUCCAUCAGUUGCCGGUGAUUCAGUAAGCGCGAAGGAGUUGAGCAAGUGGAACGAAAUGUAUGGUGAGGGUGGUACGUACUAGGACAAAAUCAUCACCAUAAGUGGUUUUUAAGUUAUUUGGAUUCAGAGAAAAAGAAGAGAAUGAAAGGAAAAGUGUUAGUAAUGAAAAUGAGUGUGAUUUCGUUGCGAAGAGUUCACUGCAGACUUUUCAAGCGUGAUCCAUUGAGCUGAUAUAAAAGUAAUUCAGUUUAAUGUAUUUUAACGAGAUGUAUUAUCCCCUGUCUUAAUGCCGGGAAUAUCCAUUCAUAUGUUUAAUAACAGGGGUAAUUCGGUAAUUCCCCAAUUAAUUUUUGUCA